Lingula anatina is the source of this 6130-nucleotide messenger RNA. RefSeq lists its product as uncharacterized. Lineage: Eukaryota; Metazoa; Brachiopoda; Lingulata; Lingulida; Lingulidae. Gene Ontology annotation, molecular function: lipid carrier activity. The record is from RefSeq and is a predicted model, not a curated record. Gene Ontology annotation, biological process: lipid transport.
GAAAAUGUUGGGCUCACCCUGAGCAACGAUGGUAACUUGAACGCAUUUGAAAGUGCCGUUACUUUAAAGCUCCCUCAGAGGCAGAAUAUUCGCCUGACCUGGGACAAAGCCAGCACCAAGGUUACUGUUGAUGGGUCCAUCCCAGUUGCCAAAAUUGACACCAUUGAAAUUAGACAUGAGGGGUCUCUGCGCAGCUUCUCCACUUCAGGCAACCUCCGCACUUCAUACCGUGGUCUAAGAAAUGUUGGAAUCUCCUGUGAACACAGUGGAGUUCUGAGACGCUUCAACUCUAAAUGCACUCUCAGACUGCCAGAGGAGCAAUCUGUUAAUGUGAACUUCAACCUCCAGAGCAAGACCUUCAACUUUGAAGCUAAACUGCCUUUCGCUGAUACCUCUGCCACCAUGUCCCAUGCUGGAGGACUUAACAAGUUUGAAACAAAACUUGGCCUUGAAGACAAGUGGAGCCUUGAAGCUGAACAUGACAGGACACAGAAGUCAGCCCUGAGGGUGAAGACUCCAGUCAACAAGUACGAGCAGAUGUCCCUUGAAGUGAGCCACACAGUUGCCUUGCCAAAAGUUGACAUCACCGCGGAACUACGCACUUCCCACCCUCGUGUUCCAUCCAUCACUGCAGAGCUUCACCACGAUGGCUUAAUUGAGAAAUUUAACUCUGAACUGAAGCUGACUACUCCAUUCACCAACAUGAACUCUCAGUCUCUGCGUGUCGAGUACGAGGGCCAGCCUCAGAAUUUUGAAGGCAAGGUCGCAGUCACCACUAGCAUUCCCAAGUAUGAAUCUGUGAUUUAUGAGGUGAAGCACCAGGGCAACUUGAGAAGCUUCAAGAGCAGUGCCUCUCUCGAGUAUGGUGACUACAAGAAGAUAGAGGGAGCCAUUAACAUGAAACUGCACAAUUUGGCACAGGCACAGGGUAGUAUCAACUUCAAGAGCCCAAUCCCGAACUUUGACGACAUGUCUCUUUCAUUCCGUAACAGAUUCAAUGCAAGGCAAAAGAGUGUAAGUCAUGCUAGCUCUGUGUCCUGGACUCAGGGUAAAAAGAUAACUGUUGAUGCCACCUACGACAACAACGCUGGCAAUCUGAAGCUCACCACUCCAUUCGAGAAUCUGAGGGAACUGGUGCUGGAUCUGACUGGCAAAUACCAGCCAUGGGACAUAAACAUGAAGGCCAAUGCUGACUACAAUGGUGACAGGUGGUUGUCUCUUGACUCCGCCUAUUCUGGAACAAACCACCACAUUGGAAGAAUGACUGUUACCACUCUGUGGGCACCACUCCGCCAGGCCUCAGUUGACUUUGAUGGCAAGUUUGACCUGACGGACAUGAGCCUGAAGACAGAGAUUCAGCACAAUGGGCGCAAAUGGGUAGAUGGAGAGAUGAUGUACAGAAAGAAUCAGAAUCGCCAUGUCGGGCGUCUUGCUCUUCGCCAACCGCACCCCAUGACUCACAAUUUUAAUGUCCUCUAUGCUCCAAGGCAGGUUGAUGGUGAUGCCACUAUUAACUGGAACACCAGAAAUCAGAAUUCCAAGAUCCAGAUGGAACUGAACGUUCAGGAUAGGAGAUACAAGAAGGAGGUUGUGUUGAAGGCUGUCCUGCCAUCCCGCACUGUUGGGUUGACCACCACCACAGAGUCUCGUAAUGGCUUGAGCCACAAAACCGAGCUUACCUGGGACCAGGCUAGGGACAGAAAAGUUGCCUUGGAGUUCAACCAAGAGGGUGACAAAUAUGACGGCAAGCUGACCACUCCAAUCCGUUCUCUGGCCAUGACGCUGGACAAAUCAAAGAGCUACAGAAGCCAAAAGGUUGAAGGUGAACUUUUGUGGGAUGCUGAUCGUGACCAAAGCAAGAAAUUGACACUGAAGGGACAGAUGAACCAACUCCCAGACGGCGCUGCCAUUAUCACUACUAUCAAACACCCUAUGCUCCGCAGGGAUAUUACCAUCAGCUCAGAAUUCCGCAGCAACGACUCUCCCAUGUACAGCGGGAAACUUGAAGUAGAAUAUGCUCCAGAGCCCAGCAAGAAACUGACCCUUUCAUCAAAGGUCGGAAACAUCGGCACCAACAAUUACACAGUAGAGCUGGAGUUCUCUCACCCCGAAAGUGGUGUAGACAUAAGCAUGGCUGCCAAUGCUGGUGACGAGAAUGGUCGCAUGACUGGAAACUUCCUCUACCGUUACCAGGACGAGAGUAUGGCUCUUCGUGGUGAGAUCAACAAGAUCCGCAAGGAAAUCCGCAGCCAGAUGGUAGGCUCUUACAGUUGGAUGACCCCGUGGCUUAUGGAGGGCAAAAUGAACACCAAGAGAGACGGUUAUUUAUUCGAGCUGAAGAAUACCUAUGAGAAGACCAGACAUGGUCACCCACACACUGUCAACACUGUGUUGGACGUUAACACUGAGGCCCCUGCAUUUGACUUGAAAUCCACUGGAUCCCAUGGCAAGAUCUAUUCUCACAUCUUCGCCAAGUACCCCAACAGCUCUGCCGUGCUGUUCAAAGCCAUGCACGACAUGGGAGAGGGACCAGUUGAUGAUGCUGAGAUCUUCAUUAACUUGAUCGGAAACCACCUUCUCCAUGAGAAGUACUACCUCCGUUUGGCCAUGAAGGAUGACAUCAAGGCUUACUUGGGAAGCGUGAGGGACUAUUAUGCUGAGAAAAGAAAACAGUACAUGCAGAGCCCCAAUACCCUCUACACUCCUGAGGUAGCCAGCUUCAAGAGAGAGAUGGAGCCUGUUUUGAGUUACCUGAAUGGAGAACUGAGUUCUUUUGAAAAUGACUUUGCCACCAUGAAGCAGGAGAUACGCAUGAUGUACCGUCGCAACGAGUUCUUCAUGAAGGAUAUGGGCGAAGCCUACACAGCCGCUGCUAGAUACAUCAGUGAAAAGAUCGACGAAAUGGAAAGGAUGUAUGAAGAGAUGAAAGUUAAGAUGACUGCCAAGAUUGAAGCCAUUGUUGCCGAGAUGGACAGAGUGAAGCGUGAGGCCAUAGAAUUUAUGUCCACUUUGAAGGUCAACGGCAUGGAAAGGUACAAUCAGCUGAUGGACGAGCUGAAGACUAAGUAUGAGGAACUCCGCACUGAAAUGAUGCAGUUCUACCAGGAACAGGCACAGAAAAUGAGAGAAAAGAUGCAGCCAUUCGUGGAGAAGUACAACGAAUAUUAUCGCCAGGCUAUGGUUAAGAUUGACGAACACAAACACGCAAUUAACCACAAGAUGGAUGAGUACAUGCAGAAGGUUCGCGCUCACCCCUACUACUCCAAAGUCUUUGACUUCCACCAGAAGAGCAUGGCCAGCAUCAGGGAUGCUAUCAACUCACGUGACUGGAUGAAACCUCUGCGUGAACUCCAUUUGAACGCCCGUCAAAUGCUGUCUGGCCUCCACCAGGUAGCAUCCAAGAACUACGAUGUUUUGUCCAACAAAUAUGCCGAGGCCAUCUACCAAGCCAGAGACAACAUUAACGCAAAGAUCGAUGAGGUUCUCUCCCAUCCACAGGUCGCUUACGCCAAAGAUAUGGCACAUCACAUGGUUGAGAAGGGCAUGGACUACUACAAAUACUACAAACUGGAGGAAAAUGUAAAACAUCACCUGCAGAGCAUCUACGACUCUGGCCGUAUGAUGGCAGAGAAACGCUGGCAGAGCUUCCUCCAUGACUACCUCCAGAUCAACAGAACCCGCAUCAUCAGAUAUGAUCCAAAAGAAUUCAUCUUGGAGUUCGAAGUUUUCAACCCAAUCCCACUGAAGGAUCUGAUGAGCAUGCCCGAGCUGAACCUGGAUGUCUACAGGGAGAGGCUUGACGCCAUGGUGAAAAAAUACACACCCAAGGAUGACAUGAACAUGUGGGACUUGUACUACACAUACAAACCAUCCUCCGAUAUUCGUGAUUGGGUACCACCUUUCAAAGCCCAUGCCAGCUUGAUUGGUAGCCAGCAUUUCAUGACAUUCGAUCAUAAGCAUUUCGAAUAUGCCGGAAAAUGCAGCUACAUCCUUGCCAGGGACUUUAUUGACGGCAACUUCACCGCCAUUGUCAACUAUGACGGUUCAAGAGAUGCUAAGAGGAAGUCCAUCACUGUCUUCAGCGACGACAAAUCCAUCGAAAUUGCACCCGAUUUCACUGUCCGUGUUGGAGCCAUUGGUGGCGAUUCCAAGAAGGAAGAACUGCCAUUUGAAUUCAAGUCCACCACCGUCCGUCGCCAGGGAGAUGUGGUUCGCAUCGAUAACUCCAACGGUGUAACCAUUAUGUGCAACUGGGCCCACGACGUCUGCAGCCUUAACAUGACCGGCUGGUACUUCGGCAAGACUGCCGGACUUUUCGGCACUUACGACAAUGAAAUGUCCAACGACUUCCUCACCUCCGAGAAGAAAAUCACCGAGAAUGCUGGUGAGUUUGCCUACAGCUGGAAAGUACAACCAAGAUGCAACAGCAGGCACAAUCUUGCAAGAACUGUCCCAGCUACUGAGGGAACCGACGAGUACAACAAGUGUGCAGCCCUCUUCAAAGAGAAAACCUACUCUCCCUACAGAUACUGCUUCAAGCAGGUCGACCCACAGCCAUACUUCGAGAUGUGCGUCAAUCACAUGAGCAGGUUGAGAACGGCUGAUGCCAUGUGCAGUGUGGCUGUAGGCUACGUGCAAGACUGCGCACGCCACGGUGUAAACCUGCGUCUGGAGUCUAGAUGCGUGCAAUGCAAGUACAACAGAAUUUCCAAGACUGAGGGAGAGACUUUCACGCUGUCCGAUAACGGUGAUGCCAAUGUCCCCAAGACCGCCGACGUCAUUUUUGUCAUUGAAGAGAAGACAUGCAACAAGGAUUUCAACUUCAAGCUGCUUACCAGAACUAUUGAAAAGGACAUGAAGGGACAAGGGCUGAAGAGCGUCAAGUUCGGUAUAGUUGGUUAUGGCGGCGCUGGCGUGCACGACAUCGAGCACCAGCACACAAUCCAGGGUGAACUCCUCGGGCACGCCCACGACAUCGCUUCCACAAGUAUGACCUUCUUGCAUGACGGAAGGAACUCUGAUGCCCUAAGAGCCGUCGAUUUUGCCGCACGUUAUCCAUUCCGCACAGGAAGCUCUAAGACAAUCAUCCUGGUCCCAUGCUCAAGCUGCAGGAAGAUGUCUGUCGACUACUCUGAUAUCCAGUCUCUGUUGGUUCCAAGCGGCAUCAAAUUCCAUGUUAUGAUGCAGCACGAAUUCCAACUGAAAUCUAACAGGCGAUCUCCAAAGACCAACUACAUUUUCGGUGUCGACGGAAAUACUGCAUUCACCAGCAAGACUUCCGACAUCCAGGGCGACAGGGCUCUCUUCAAGCAGAUCGCCAUUCCCAAAGAUCUCUGUGUGGCCUUGGCUCUCGAGACCAACGGCUCCGUCUUCAACUCUCUUAAGUUGGAACAGGGACGCUGGAGCGACAAGAAGUUGUUCGCCGACUCCGUAGCCCAGCGCGUGGCCUCCACAUCUCAGCCAUCUGAAUGCCAGGUGUGCGAGUGUAGAAAGGGCGACCAGGAAGUGGGCAUCACCGUCUGCAGAAAAUGUGGCGCUACCAGCGGGGACACCUUCAAGAUGUCCGAGAUGUUCCUUGAUAGUUACAACUUCAACAGAGACUUACAAGCCUAUCUUUCGAGAUAAACCACAAGCACAAACAUGUGACUGACCCGGAUCUGAUAUCGAACUUUUCUUUUUAACUUAUUUGGAUUUCUGACCUUUUUUCAUACGGACUACGACUUCGAAAGGAAACUUUUCCCAAAGACUAGUGUGAAAUUUCAUAGAACAUUGUGAAAUUUUUAUACAGAAAAUCUAACAUAAUUUGAAAAAAAAACUUAAAAAAAUCAUAAACCUAGUGUUUUGUAAUAAUGUUUGCAUUUGUGUUGUUUUAGAAAAGUACUACUCGUUGUUUAUGUAGUGUUUUAACGUUUUGUAUCGUGUUUACAGUAGUAUAGACUGUGUUCUGUUGAAAGCUGAGACAAGCAGAGUGCAACAACAGCAAUGCAACCAUGCAUUCCAAUAAUCUACCAGUAUCAUCAUCUGUCUGUUAAUAAAACAAAUUUGAAGCAAAUAGUGUAUCAUUUUCGCGUUGUGCAUUUGUCCUAUUUAUUGUUAAUAUUGCAAUAAACGUAUCCAAUGUUAAAUAUUA